Molecule: messenger RNA, 1036 nt
Organism: Volvox carteri f. nagariensis
Lineage: Eukaryota; Viridiplantae; Chlorophyta; Chlorophyceae; Chlamydomonadales; Volvocaceae
Exons: 8
Coding region: 1-927 (308 amino acids)
Source: RefSeq, a predicted model, not a curated record
AUGUGCGGACCGAACAGUGAGACUCGGGAACACCCUGCCUUCCCCGAUAUCUCGAGGCACCCUCAUCCAGUCACCUUAGCCAACUUCUUAGUGGAUCGCUCAGGUUCCGCACCCACCACCGGUGGCACCGGCAUCCAACGUGCGGGGCCUGCACCCCAACCAGCUCUGCCAGCCAAGCAAUCAGAUGUUUCCACAAGCCAAGAAAGAUUUUUGCCUGCGCUGGCUCCUGCUCCAAGUCCGAAUGCCCAAUCGGGAAUCGCUGUUGCCACUGCUGGUUCCCUUGCAAGCACCAACGACAUGCUGCAGGCUUUGAAGCAGAAGGCCAUAGAUAGAUCUCGUGAACAAUACAGACAAGUCAGAUCGAAGUCUGUCCCCAGAAGCGCGGGCUCAUGCCGAGGGGAUUCCGGUCGCAUUCGGCAAGGUCGACCACAGCUACCCCUGAGGAGACCUGAAAAAGUUGAUACCGAAGAGCUGAACCGGAACGUGGCUUCCAAGCUCCAACCGCUCGAGGCAGUCACGAAUUCCAUCCUGUCAGCUGUUGAGGAGCGGAAGGGCGGCGGUGGUGGCGCUCCCCUGGCAAAGGCAACCUGCAAGGACUUCGUCGUGGGUCGUGCGGCUUGCAAUGCUUCAAGUGUCGUGACGCUGUAUGCCGAUCGCCUUGAAUACAAGUUCAGCCACAGCUCCCAGGGCCGCAUCGAUAUGGUGAUGUACUUCAAAGAUAUGUUGACACCGGAGCUGGAUCGUAGGGGACUGGUAUUGAAAUUCCGCAUCGGCAAGCCGUUGCGCCACUUUAUUGACGCCUACGACUGCACCGACCCACAGCACAUCCUCUCCCUCACCUUCUAUGAAAAAGCCGACGCAUUGCAGUUUCAGGAUCUGCUCCUCUCCAGCUGUAAGGUGCCGCUGCAAAUUGUUGGCGAACAGUAGCAACGCUCGUGUACGUACCCUACUCUCAAGGCCUGUUGUAUAAUGUGGCGACUUCCAACAACGGGUUUCCUGUUCUGUUUAGGGACUGUCGGAGGUUGCAGACAACUCU